Molecule: messenger RNA, 2772 nt
Organism: Rhincodon typus (whale shark)
Lineage: Eukaryota; Metazoa; Chordata; Chondrichthyes; Orectolobiformes; Rhincodontidae
Gene: birc5a
Product: baculoviral IAP repeat containing 5a
Exons: 4
Coding region: 640-1068 (142 amino acids)
Source: RefSeq, a predicted model, not a curated record
CCUCCUGAGCUUUUCCACCAAUUUCUGUUCUUGUUUCUGAUUUAUAGCAGCCGCAGUUAUUUCGGUUCAAAUUUAAAAGAACAGCUUAAUGAUCUGGACAACAUUGAUUGCACAAAACAAUUCGUUUCCCGUUUGCGGUGUAAAUUAGCCGUUAGGUUUUUUGCUGCCUUUAUAAAACAAAGGCACUGCACUACUAACUGAUGUGUUUUACAACACGAAAGGCACUACCUAAAUGCGGUUGCUGGGCCCGCCGAAAGUAGCAUCUUCGCAACGUGAUCCGAGCGCCUGACGUCACGGGUGUUUCCACCAAUAGGCGUCAGGGAAGACGGUCCGUAACGGUCGCUGUGUUUGAAUUUGUUGGCGGUUACAGCGCGCGAUCGCUAACCGUCAGUAAGAGACCCCUUCCCCCACCCCACCACUCCCCACUCCCCACUAACGGAUACCGUUAUCGAGAGUCUCUCUUCCUUCACCGGCAACAGAUACCGCCACCGAUAGAUCCCUCUUCCCUCGUCGGAAAUCGUCACCGGGAACCGCCACCAAGAGUCUCCCCCAUCCCCCAUCCCCCACCGGGAGCCGCCACCGAGAGUCUUCCCCCUCCACCGGGAGCCGUCACCGAGGUAUCCUUUUCUCGCCCUCACGAUGGAGGUUUACCUGCAGCAGCACCGAAAAUACUACUACUAUCAGGAGCGCCUGGACACCUUUAAGAACUGGCCCUUCACCAAUGAUUGUGUGUGCACUCCGGAGAACAUGGCUGCUGCAGGUUUUAUUCACACCCCAAGUGAGAAUGGUCCUGAUGUUGCUCAGUGCUUCUUUUGCUACAAAGAGCUGGAAGGAUGGGAACCUCAAGACGAACCAUUAGUUGAACAUCAAAGCCAUUCUUCAAAGUGUGCUUUCAUCCUGUUGAAGAAGAAAUUUGAAGAUUUAACAACGGAAGAAUUUCUCAAGUUGGACAAGGAGAGAGUAAAGAAUAUCAUGAAGAAACAAGUCACCGAGAGAAUUGAGUCGUUUGAGCAAGAGGCAAAAGUUACAAGAAGCACAAUAGAAGACUUUGUUACUAAAGAUUGCUAGUGAUGCAAGAUAUUCUUUUAUAAAAAAGUGCUUUUCCAGAGAAAAAUCUGAUUAACUCAUUUGAGCUUUUGAAAGAAUCCUCAAAUUGAGGAUUAUGGCUAUGUAUUGUACAGCAUACUUUUAGAAUUGUCUGUUACCUUCUGGGAUGUUCCAUGUAAAAUGACUAGAUAAGUGAUUUCUUGUUAGAUUUGACUAAAGUAUUUAGAUCUUGAUUUUCUUUUCCUAUUCUGGUUAAAGUAAUCUCAUUGUAUUGUUAUCAAGUCAGGUCAUUGCUACGAGUGGAAAUGUUAAGAGGCUUAAGAAAGAAAUGUUCCAGAAGGAUAGGAUUCACUUUUGGGGUGAUGGCUUUUUCACUUUAUACAUUUAUCUUCAAUUUACAUUUAUAUCACCGCUUAAUACUGUUACACUUGUCCAGUGCAAAAGUAUCUAGCUAUUGAUCAGUCAUUUUAGGAUCUAUUGUCUUGUAGAAUAUAGUAGACUUGCACUCAAUAUGGAUGACUUGACUGUUUUGGAUCUUAAUGCAUUAAUGGUCUAAUUUUUGUAAACAUACUGUAUUUACAUCGUGAGUGGGUCUAUUCCUGAAUUUUCAAUUGAAUCAACUAUUUUCAGCAUGCUUGACAAGGAACUUGGCUUGAUGCGUAAAGAGCUAUAAGUGUUGCAGGCCUGUACUGUGGUUGACAAAAGAAUGAUUUAAACAUUUGCAGGUGUAAUUGAUGAUAACUCAGUCUUAUUGUCUGACUGUGUGGCUCGUUAGCUGAGUUGGUUAGAGUGUUGUACUAAUAAUGCCAAGGUCGCAGAUUCGAUCCCUGUGUGGGCCAGUAAAAAGUUUGCAGUGGUAGAAUCCCUGCCUUUGCAAGUCCAGGCUCAAGUCCUACCUUCUCCAGAGGUGUGUGAUAACAUCUGUGAAUAGUAUUUUUUUAAAAGUGACUGCAACAGUUAAAGCACAGACAUACUUGACUCUACUUACAGCCUAGACAGUCUUGGCUGUGUUUGAUUCAGGAAUUAAUUGAAAUGCAUGAUUAUUUUUCUUCCCAGAAAUGGUGAUUUGGUAACUCAUGGCACCAUCCUAAAUUAUGGCACAAUUGUCCUUGUCAAAGUCACUUUAUCCAUCUGUUUUUAUAUGUGAUGAUUCAAUCUUUAAAUAACAGUGGACUAAAUGCUGAGAUUGUUAAGAAGACACUGAUUCAAAUGUUUUUGAAAUUAAAUAAAACAAUUGAAAACUCCCUCCCUUUUUUGUUGUUGCGUAAGAGCCAACACAUGUGGGACAAAGUGAGUACGUGGAGUCAGGAUCUUGAUCAGCAAUGUUCUAACUGAAAGUUGGAACAGCCUAGAGCAGCUAAAUGGUCUACUAUUCCUUAAUAUUAUAUUCUCUGUCAGGUAUUCUUUUAUGUUAUUUCACUUGGAUUAUUCAGGCAGUCCUGGGGUUACGAAUGGGUCUGUUCUUGUGUAUGUUUGUCCAUUUGUGUGUAAGUUGGAACACAAUCGACUAAAAUGUAAAAUAGCUGGUUGUAAGUAUGAGGAAACAUUUGCAUGUUGGAUCUUUAAAAUUAAUACACUCCUGUAUGGGAUCUUGUUCAUAAGUACAAGCAUUCGUAUGUUGGGGCCUGCCUGGAGCAUUCUGGUAACUGCAUUAUGAUAGGUGCAGUGAUUUUAUCAUGUAACUUUACCACAAAAUAAAAAAGUUUUAAUGUGUUGCUUUGACAA